Porites evermanni is the source of this 870-nucleotide messenger RNA. NCBI's taxonomy places the organism in Eukaryota, Metazoa, Cnidaria, Anthozoa, Scleractinia, Poritidae. The record is from the annotation of a GenBank genome assembly.
AUGGGAAAUACAGUGGACAAAACAAGUCCUGUGUAUAAACAAUACAGACUGCAACUCUUGGUCAAUCAGAUACAGAGUGGGUUGAUGUUCAUUUACCUUUUAUAUGCCGUAAAACAUGUAGUGAGUUCCUCUCAGCUUAGUACUAGAAUUCAAUCUCAUUCGAUCUAUUAAAGGUUUCACCGCCGCAUUUUUCAGGUUUGUGAGCACUGUGCUUUGCACUUUGAUAAUUUCCCGUGCAGGAUAAAAUUAAGUGAUAAACUAUAUUUUAUUUUAUUAUUAUUAUUAUUUUUUAGUUUGAGGGGGUAAGAGGGUUUAAUUUUUUCAGGUAUGCUGAUGUGUGUGACUAAAUGUUCACCUGCAAAUUAAACCCAAUGGGGAAGGGGGGCCUCAGAACUUACUUGUACAUGUAUGAACAGUCAGUAAGGGAGACAUAAGGAAGCCCUAUGAAGGAUGUGCUCUUGCAGUGCCUAGUGGCCCCCACCAACUAACUUUUGUUCUUAGAAGACUAAAAAGCACUAGGCUUCCUUGAAUUUUUCUUACAGCACAGCCUUGCCUAGCUUUUGAGAGAGUUGGACCUUCUCUAAUGUAAUUAUUGCAUUAUUAUUUAGUACUAAAUAAUCUCAACAGACGUAAUUGUUGUUUAAUACCAACAAAAACCUUCAGACCUGACAACUGUAGGUACAUAAACUCACUAAACUUACUUUUUAUUAUAGUAAGGUACUUAAAUAUUACUCUGUUUUUAAUCUGUUUUUAGAUCAACAGUAUGCUACAAAAGAUCUCCUGUCUUCAUUGAUUGAAGAACUCAAAGACAGUAGUUCUUCAAAUAACAAAAAUUAUAAAUGUAGAAAAUGCAGGUACAGCUCCCUAUAG